AUGGAACGAUUAAAACGACAACGAAAAAUUAGUAUCAAAGAGUCUGAUGAUAUGAAAAGAAAACAAUUUCAUAGUGAAAGUCAAUCUGAUGUUAAUUUAUCUACAAAACCUCUCAGGUAUUUCGAAGAUUUAUCUAAUGAAAUUAUUUAUGAAAUAUUUGAAUAUUUUGAUAUUUAUUAUAUCUAUGAAACUUUUUCAAAUCUUAAUCAGCGAUUUGCAAAUCUUAUUAUCAAUUCAAAUCUUCCGAUUAAAAUCAAUAUUUCAUCUAUAUCAAAACCAAAUUUUGAACGUUAUUAUAAAGAUAUAUUUAAACCCUAUCGGCAACGAAUAAAAUCACUUCGUAUAACAAAUAUAUUUGCUGUUAAUAUUAUUUUAUCAUCACAAGAUAAUAUUUCAAAAUUAACUCGACUUGAAACACUUAUUUUAACUAAUGUUUCAUCAUCAUAUCUUCGUAAUCUUCAAUAUUUGAUUAAUCUACCAAAAUUAUCUUCAUUAACCAUCAUUAGUGAUGCUUAUUCUAAUACUGAUCAAGCUGAAGUUUAUCAGCAAAUAUUUCAAUUACCAUUUUUAAAAUAUUUUAAUGUAUUAUUUGGAAGAUUUAGUACGGUUAUAGUAUCAUCACUGCCAGUUGCUACUAAUAGAUAUAGUUUAAUUGAACAUCUCGUUAUUAAAAAUUAUAUUGAACUUGAUACACUUUACGUUAUAUUAUCACAUGUUCCACAAAUUCGUCAUUUAUCGAUUCCUUUUUUACUUAGUUCUGUAAAAAGACAAAAUAUAACGUUUUCGAUUACCUUGAAUAAUUUAUCAUAUAUAUGUCUUAAAUUAGACCAAUUAGAUUUCCAUGACUUUGAACUAUUAGCCAAAGAUCUCUUCCAUAAUCUUCAAGUAUUACGCCUCUAUGUCAGUGCUGGAAUAACAUAUUUAGACGCAUAUCGAUGGCAAAAUUUAAUAUUGUCUCAUAUACCAAAUUUAGCAAUAUUCGAUUUUCAAUGUAUUUGA
Molecule: messenger RNA, 999 nt
Organism: Adineta steineri
Lineage: Eukaryota; Metazoa; Rotifera; Eurotatoria; Adinetida; Adinetidae
Source: the annotation of a GenBank genome assembly